This is a messenger RNA of Lodderomyces parapsilosis, 1788 nucleotides long. RefSeq lists its product as uncharacterized. Gene Ontology annotation, cellular component: membrane. NCBI's taxonomy places the organism in Eukaryota, Fungi, Ascomycota, Pichiomycetes, Serinales, Debaryomycetaceae. The transcript is spliced from 2 exons. Gene Ontology annotation, biological process: amino acid transmembrane transport. Gene Ontology annotation, molecular function: amino acid transmembrane transporter activity. The record is from RefSeq and is a predicted model, not a curated record. The coding region runs from base 1 to 1788 and encodes 595 amino acids.
AUGUUUUUCAAAAGUAAUAACAAACUGGAGGAAGACGGAGAACAAUCAAUUCAUAGUGAAAAAAACAUUGGUUCAUUUUCAAAUGACGAUGAGUUGAAGAGUGUUGUAUCAAGACACACGGCAGAUUAUGAUUUGUACGUGGCAAAGUCAAAUCCAUCAGCAAUCAAUCAAGCAGAGGGACACAAGUUAAGACAAGCUUUGGAUUCGCGACAUGUUAGUAUGAUUGCUCUUGGUGGAGCUCUAGGCACUGGUUUAUUGAUUGGUACUGGUAGUGCAUUGAAAACCGCUGGACCUGGGGCCAUUUUGGUGGCUUAUGGUGCCAUUGGAUUUGUGGUGUAUAUAGUCAUGACAGCUUUGGGAGAAAUCGCCUGUUGGGUUCCAUUGAAUGGAUUUGCAAACUAUGGUAAGAGAUAUUGUGAUGAAGCACUUGGAUUUGCUUGUGGGUACACCUAUUUGAUAAAGUACUUGAUUUUACCCGCUAAUCAAUUGACUGCUGGCGCGUUGACUAUGCAAUACUGGAUUGAUCGAGAUAGGGUGAAUCCAGGGGUAUGGAUAACAGUAUUCUUGGUGGUCAUCAUGGUCAUCAACUUCCUUGGAGUUCGAUUCUUUGGUGAGAUUGAGUUCUGGUUGAGUUCAUUAAAAGUCGUCACAUGUUUGGGAUUGAUCAUAUUGUUGUGGGUUAUUGCAUUGGGUGGUGGUCCAACUCAUGAUAGAAUUGGAUUCAGAUUCUGGAACGACCCUGGUGCUUUCCUUCAUUACACCGACUCGUCAAAGGAUCUUUAUAUUGGAGGCUCAACUGGAAGAUUUGUAUCAUUUGUUGCAGUAUUGGUUACAGCAGUAUUUGCUUACUUAGGUACAGAAUUGGUAGCCAUCACUUUCAGUGAGACAAGAAACCCAAGAAGAGCUAUCCCCAAAGCAGUCAAGUUGACUUUGUACCGUAUUCUUGUGUUUUACGUCUUGUCGAUCUUAUUCGUCGGUAUGUGUGUUUCUGCUAAGGAUCCUUUGUUGUUGGGAGCUUCAGGAACGAACGCCGGAGCUUCACCAUUUGUCAUUGCUAUCAAAAAUGCCAAGAUUGAUGGAUUAGAUCAUGUUAUCAAUGCCUGUAUCUUGUUGUUUGUCAUGUCAGCUGCAAACUCAGACGUCUAUGUUUGCAGUAGAGCUUUGUACUCCUUGGCUGCUGAUGGGUAUGCACCGAAAUUUUUCACAAAGACCAACAAGUUAGGUGUUCCCUAUUAUGGUCUUGUCGUGUCUUUUUUGUUCUGUUUAUUAGCAUACAUGAAUGUAUCAUCUGGGUCGGCACAGGUUUUUGAAUAUUUUGUCAAUGUUGUUUCAUUGACUGGGUUGAUUGCUUGGACAUGUAUCCUCACUUUCCAUAUUGGGUUCAUGAGAGCAUUGAAAGCACAAGGUUUUGACAGAAAUAAAGAUACAGUUUAUCGCUCACCUUUACAACCAUAUGCAACUUAUGUAUCCUUGGGAGUUUGUGUGCUUGUCAUAUUGAUCAAAAAUUUUACUGUUUUCCUUGGUGACUCCUUCACCUACAAGAAUUUCAUUACUGGUUACAUUAUUCUUCCUGUAUUUUUCAUUUGUUACUUCGGAUACAAGUUUUUUUACAAGACGAAAUGGUUAUCACCAACUGAAGUUGAUUUGGACACAUUUAGAGAUGUUAUUGAUGCUGAAUUUGAACAAUACGAAGCUGAGGAUGCUGAAAGGAAAGCUGUUAGAGAAGCUGAGGGAAAGAAGUAUGAUAAAGAGUGGUUCUAUGAGAAGUUCUUGGGAUGGAUCUUUUGA